Molecule: messenger RNA, 783 nt
Organism: Paramecium tetraurelia
Lineage: Eukaryota; Ciliophora; Oligohymenophorea; Peniculida; Parameciidae
Exons: 6
Biological process (GO): proteasome-mediated ubiquitin-dependent protein catabolic process
Cellular component (GO): cytosol; proteasome regulatory particle, lid subcomplex; proteasome regulatory particle
Source: RefSeq, a predicted model, not a curated record
AUGGAGCAAAAAUUGCAAUUGUUAUCCUCCAGCAUCUAGGUUGACCCUAACAAUCCUCAGAUUCCUUAAAAUUUAAAGCAUUUGAAACUUGAAAUUUUUAAUGAAUUGGCUGCAAAUAGAUAGGCUACAGAAAAGCACGCCUUACAUUUCUGUGAGUUGGAAGUCACCUAUUUAUUGAUUUCAAAACAAAUUGAAAAUUUUGAAUUAGCAAUAGAAAGAUUGAUGAAAUUUUAUAAUUAAGGCCUAGAAAGCAGAGAUAAAGCUCACUAUACUGGUAUAUACUUGAUUUACCUGUUGUCCUUUAAUAAAUUUGCCUAAUAUUAUUCCCAAAUUGAAUUAUUACCAAAGGAUACAUUUUCAAACCCAUUUGUUCAUUUUGUGCUUUAAUUGGAAUACAAAUUGAGCAUAGGAAGUUAUUCUGAUCUUUUAGGUGAUUAUCAUCCAACAGGAAUUGAGACUGUAUUCUUAGAAAGAAUUAUGGACACUAUUAGAUUACAAACCGCCUUAAGUGCCAAUGCAUCAUACAAGAGUUUAACCAUUGAAAAUGCCAUCAAAUUAUUCAAUGUUAAAAGCAUUUAAGAAUUGUAGCAAUUUGCUUAGAAAUAACAUUUCAAAUGGAAAUUUGACAAUCAUCACGUUUAUUUUGACAAUGCUCAAAAUUUAGAGAAUCCCUUGAAUUCAGAAUUUUUGAUCUAAAAUUCCUUAAGAUAUGUUCAUGAGUUUGAUAAAAUUAUAUGAAAAAGUAGUAGUUAACAAUAUAAUCUUAUAAAUUACAAAUUUAAA